GCCAGCAGGAGGGAAGCAGCAGGAGCUGUGGCAUGCUCAGGAGAGUGGGACCGACCCUGAGUCACUUCUUGCUGGAGAGAAAGAACAGCACUGGAUAUAGCUUGUGCUCCAGAGAGGCAAAAAUGUCAAGGCCAGUGCAAGCUCAGAGGCUGGAGGGACUAGAUAAGAAUAUAUGGGUGGAGUUUGUAAAACUUGCUGCUACCUACUCCAAGGUGAACCUGGGCCAGGGCUUCCCUGACUUCCCUGCACCAGAAUUCCUGACGGAGGCAUUCGUGGGAGCCCUCAGUGGGAAGAACCACAUGCUGCACCAGUACACCCGUGCCUUUGGCCACCCACCUCUGGUGAAGGUACUAGCCCAGUUUUUUGGGAAGCUGCUUGGACGAGACCUGGAUCCUAUGACUAAUGUGAUGGUGACUGUGGGAGCAUACCAGGCCCUUUUCUGCUGCUUCCAGGCUUUUGUGGAUGAAGGUGAUGAGGUGAUAAUCAUUGAGCCUUUCUUUGACUGCUAUGAGCCAAUGGUGAAGAUGGCUGGUGGGACACCUGUGUUUGUCUCGCUGCGACCGAAAGCUCCAAAAGAUGGAAAAUUGAUGUCUAGUGCAGACUGGCAGCUGGACCCAGCUGAACUGGCUUCUAAAUUCAGUGAGCGGACAAAAGCCAUCGUCCUGAACUCACCCAACAACCCUCUGGGCAAGGUGUUCAGCCGUGGGGAGCUGGAGCUCAUUGCAGAGCUGUGUGUGAAGCACGACGUGCUGUGCUUCAGCGACGAGGUGUACGAGUGGUUGGUGUAUGACGGGAAGGAACACAUCCGCAUCGCCAGCUUGCAAGGAAUGUGGGACCGCACAGUGAUGAUUGGCAGUGCUGGGAAGACCUUCAGUGCCACUGGAUGGAAGGUGGGCUGGACUGUGGGACCUGACAGGCUGAUGCAGCACGUCCGUACAGUGCACCAAAACUCAGUGUACCACUGUGCCACAGUUGCUCAGGAAGCUGUGUCUCAGGGUUUCCAGAGGGAGCUCAGCCUCUUUGGAAAACCAGACAGCUACUUUGUCCAGCUGCCCAAGAUGCUGCAGCAGAAGAGAGACCAGCUGGUCCAGAGCCUGGAUGCUGUGGGAAUGAAACCCAUCAUCCCUGAAGGCACCUAUUUCCUGGUGGCAGAUAUCUCCAAGUUCAAAUCUGAUGUCCCUGAUGACCCCAAAUCAGAUGAGCCCUAUGACUACAGAUUUGCAAAGUGGAUGGUUAAGAACAAGGGGCUUGCUGCCAUCCCACUCUCAGCUUUCUACAGUGAGGCUCACAAGAACAACUACAACAAUUACCUCAGGUUCUGCUUUGCAAAGGAGGAUGCUACACUGAAGGCAGCAAGUGACAUACUGCAAAAAUGGAAACAGGAGAAAAUCAGUUCCUGA
Molecule: messenger RNA, 1400 nt
Organism: Acanthisitta chloris (rifleman)
Lineage: Eukaryota; Metazoa; Chordata; Aves; Passeriformes; Acanthisittidae
Gene: KYAT1
Product: cysteine conjugate-beta lyase, cytoplasmic
Exons: 13
Coding region: 33-1400 (455 amino acids)
Biological process (GO): biosynthetic process
Cellular component (GO): mitochondrion; cytoplasm
Molecular function (GO): L-kynurenine:2-oxoglutarate transaminase activity; pyridoxal phosphate binding
Source: RefSeq, a predicted model, not a curated record